Strigops habroptila (Kakapo) is the source of this 2880-nucleotide messenger RNA. RefSeq names its product matrix metallopeptidase 17 (gene MMP17). Gene Ontology annotation, molecular function: zinc ion binding; metalloendopeptidase activity. The transcript is spliced from 10 exons. Bases 446 to 2218 code for a protein of 590 amino acids. Lineage: Eukaryota; Metazoa; Chordata; Aves; Psittaciformes; Psittacidae. Gene Ontology annotation, cellular component: extracellular matrix. The record is from RefSeq and is a predicted model, not a curated record. Gene Ontology annotation, biological process: proteolysis; extracellular matrix organization; collagen catabolic process.
GCGCCGGAGCUUUAACACCGCCUUUCUCAUUAGCAUCCUUCCUCCUCCUCCGCCGCCGCUGACCGGGCGCUCCGAGGCAGAGGGGUGCAUGGCAGCAGCGACGGAGCCGCGGCGGCCCCGAGCAGCAGCAGCAGCCGCCGAGCCGCGCUCUGCUCCUCGGCAGCGCCCGAAGCAACUUUCUCCCUCCGCGGAGUGCGGGAGCGGGACGAUGUGAGCCCGCAACCGCCCCGGCGGCUGAGCCUCCUCGGCAACGCAGCGCGGAGCAGCGCGGAGCGGAGCCUCUCCGGCGGCGCGGACGCGGAACGGAGCCCACCCCCCCGCCGCGCCUCCCUCCCCGGCGGCGCCCGCAGCCCGGGGCGGGAGCGCGGAUGCGGCGCGGAGCCCGGCGGAGCCCAGCGCGGGGCCGGGGCCGGGCCCGGGCCCUGCGGGCGGGCGGCGCGGGGGGAUGCUGAGCCCCGCCGCCCGGCCCCGCGCCCGCCGCCGAGAGAUGCUUCUCGUGGUCGCCCUGUGGCUGGCGUGGCAAGAAGCGCCCGCGGCGCCGACCCCCGCGGCGGACGACAUCACCCGGGGAGUUGACUGGCUGAUGAAAUUUGGGUAUCUGCCCCCUCCGGAUCCGGUCACGGGACGGCUGCAGACACAGGAGGAGCUCACCAAGGCCAUCACUGCCAUGCAGAGGUUUGGGGGGCUCGAGGCGACAGGGGUCCUAGACGAAGCCACGCUGGAGCUGAUGAAGACCCCUCGCUGCUCUCUGCCCGACCUCACCACCACUGAGACCAGGAGGAAGCGAUUCGUGCAGGCUGUCACCAAGUGGAGCAAAAGGAACUUGUCUUGGAGAGUUCGCACCUUCCCAAAAGAAUCCCACCUGGGCCACGAUACCGUCCGAGCCCUGAUGUACUAUGCCCUGAAGGUCUGGAGUGACAUUACCCCACUGAAUUUCCAUGAAGUGGCUGGUAACAAUGCAGACAUCCAGAUAGACUUCUCCAAGGCAGAUCACAAUGACGGCUACCCCUUUGAUGGGCCUGGUGGGACAGUGGCACAUGCUUUCUUCCCUGGAGACCAUCACACAGCAGGAGACACUCAUUUUGAUGAUGAUGAGUAUUGGACCUUCCGGUCAUCAGACGCUCAUGGGAUGGACCUGUUUGCUGUAGCUGUCCAUGAGUUUGGCCACGCCAUUGGCUUGACUCACAUCUCUGCCAUAGAGUCUAUCAUGAGACCCUACUACCAAGGUCCAGUGGGGGAUCCUCUGAAGUAUGACCUACCUUACGAGGACAAAGUCCGAAUCUGGCAACUCUAUGGAGUCAGGGAAUCUGUGUCCCCCACAGCCAAGCCUGAUGUAAGCAAACCUGAUGACCACCCUGUCCUGCCAGAGCUGCCAGAGAACCGCUCCACUGUCCCGAUCAGGCGGGAUGUGCCUAACAGAUGCAACACUCACUUUGAUGCAGUGGCCCAGAUACGGGGAGAGGCUUUCUUCUUCAAAGGCAAGUACUUCUGGAGACUGACUCGCAAUAAGCACUUGGUCUCCCUCCAGCCGGCUCAGAUCCACCGUUUCUGGCGGGGCUUGCCGCUCAACCUGGACAGCUUGGACGCGGUCUAUGAGAGAACCAGCGACCACAAGAUCGUCUUCUUCAAAGGAGACAGAUACUGGGUCUUCAAAGACAAUAACGUGGAGGAAGGAUACCCACGGCCCAUCUUGGACUUCGGCCUGCCACUGGGAGGAAUCGACGCUGCUUUCUCCUGGGCCCACAAUGACAAGACUUAUUUCUUUAAGGACAAUCUCUACUGGCGUUAUGAUGACCACGAGCGGAGGAUGGAUCCUGGGUACCCUUCAGAGACCAUGCUGUGGAAGGGAAUACCAAGCCCUUUAGAUGAUGCCAUGAGGUGGUCAGAUGGUGCAAGUUACUUCUUCAGGGGCAAGGAGUACUGGAAAGUGCUGGACAGUGACCUGGAGGCGCAGCCAGGUUACCCACAGUCCAUCGCCAGAGACUGGCUGGUGUGCAGUGACAUGCAGUCCGACUCGCCCGAAGCGGCCGGGAGCAGCAGGACUGGGGCACGCUCCAAGCCGGGGCAGCACGACGAGAGCCGCUCCGAAAACGGCUACGAGGUGUGCUCCUGCACCUCGGCCUCCCCAUCCCUCCGUGCAUGCCCUUUGCUCAGACUGGCAGCCAGCCUCCUGCUGACCAGCGUGUGGACAGCAACACUGCUGCGUCCAGCCCUAUGACACCUCAUCCUGCACAGGCAACACCAUGGUGCUCCGGGGAGGGAAGGACGAUAUGAUCCCGUGAUGCUAACUGUCGCAAACAGAAAAACAUUCCUAGAAACUUGCCAAUGAAGGGUUUGAAUUCUCCAUGAGAAAUGAACUGUGGUUUUUUGUUUUGUUUUGGGGUAUUUUUUCUUCUUAAUUUUAGUUUAAAGGUCUAAUAACAGAUUUUGAGUUCUGCACCUCCUUAUUCCCCCAUCCAGUUAAAGAUGAGAGCAGCCUAAUAUUUAAUUUAGUAAUGUUCCAUAGAGAUGUGUUGCUUUGGAUGUUUAAACAUGGCAAAUGAAGGAGGGGAGAGCUACUGUCAUUGAAUGGGAACAGAGGAGAUGCUGCUGAGACAGAUGGCAACAUCCUGGAGGAAAGGCAGCAAGGCCACAGGCGAGAGGUGGUAGUUAUGCAUCCUAUUGGAUGUACUAGCUAGGAAGAAACUUUGACUCCACUAAGAUUAACUGCAAGGUGACAAUUUAAUGUCAAACCCUCUGUGGUCACUGAUGUCUCGGUAACCUGUAUCAGUUUCUAUGGGUCAGAAACACCUUUGCCUUUCAGAAGGCAGUGCAGCUUAUCUUUGUACCAGAGUCAUUUAAAUCUAACAGUUUCUCUAAUAAACCUUGGCUGCCUACACA